UUUUCAUUUCAUAUUUGCUCGGACAACAAUAACGAACGGAACAAUCACUGCAAUUCUGUUUAUGAUACCGGGAGCGAAGUUGUUACAGCUGAAACCAGAGCCUUUGCUUCCGAGCGUCGUUGAUUAUGGUUUAGACGGAGCCCUUUUCUCUGAGACAGCAGGAGAGAGUGCGGGGCAGCCAUGCUGACGUUGGCCAGUAAGCUGAAGAGGGACGAGGGGGUGAAGACUGGCCGGCCCCCUGGGGGCCCCUCCGACUCCUCUCACAGGGUCUCUAUCAGGGACCGACUGCUCAUCAAAGAAGUUGCAGAACUUGAAGCCAACCUCCCUAGUACGUGUAAAGCCAGCUUCCCCGAUGAGAACCAGCUACACCACUUUCAGCUGGCUGUCUCUCCAGAUGAAGGCUACUACCAGAGUGGAACAUUCCAUUUUGAAAUAGACGUCCCUGAAGCCUACAACAUGGUGCCUCCCAAAGUGAAAUGCCAGACCAGAAUAUGGCACCCCAACAUUGCUGAGACGGGGGAGAUCUGUUUGAGUUUGUUGCGGGAGCACUCUAUCGACGGCACGGGCUGGGCCCCUACCAGAACGUUGAAGGAUGUAGUCUGGGGAUUGAACUCCUUGUUUACCGAUCUACUUAACUUUGAUGACCCGUUGAACAUUGACGCGGCCGAGCAUCAUCUGCGUGAUAAGGAGGAUUUCCGGAAUAAGGUUCAGGAUUACAUCAAGCACUACGCCAGGUGAUGACUGCAUCAGCUGCGCCAGCUGCCUGCCCCCCUCCCCCGUCUGUGACUGCGCAGCUGAACCCCGUCCCUAAUGUCUCAUCAACCAACUAACCGCUGCGCACCGCUGACACGCCCCCGACUGCAAUAAGACGUCGCUGGAAGAAGGAAAGAUUAAACACGUUUUUUUAAAGUUUGAGGAGGGACUUGUUUAUUGGACCAGAGUAAUCAUCCGUCACAACAGGGAUUGUCCAAUGACUGGGCUUCUCGUUGUGUCUGAGCCAAUCAGAGUGGGCGCCGGUGGUAGUGAGGACCCGGGAUUUAAUCAAUCCAGUUAUCUGUUAUUUAUGAAUCGGCGAAUCAAAGAGAAAGACGAUCUGUUAGUUUUUCUCAGUUCUAGUGCCUGCCAUGUUUGUGUUGUAAAGAAAAUGCACGCGAGCUCACACGCACACGCACACACAAUCCCUUCAUGCACAUUGAGAAACGAACAUACUCAACUAGCUGCUCACAACACACAGCACUUGGCUGUGCAUGCAAACACACAGCUGGAAAAAGGACAUAUCUGUUAUGUCACUCGUUACUGCCCACCCCCAACUCACCAGACAGCAUGUGAAUGACAAGUGCCACCAACCCAGUCCCCAUUCCAGUCAGUCCCCAUUCCAGUCAGUCCCCAUUCCAGUCAGUCCCCAUAUUGUCCAUUUCACUCUGGAUAUGUCUGAAAAGGCACCCUAAUGAUCCCAAUAAUCCCAACCCUAUAGGCUCUGGUCAAAAGUAGUGAGUGCAUUAUAUAGGGCAGUGUUAUUCAACUCUGACCCUACGUGGGCCGAAGCCUGCUGUUUUUCAUCCCUCUAUCCUGCUGCUUUUCCCUCCACACCUCUUAGGCCCCACCCACCUCAGUGUUCUCCUCUGCCCCCAAGGUAGGGGAAUACCAGGGCGCUCUCCCUCUCCUAGGUUGUGUAUGAGUCCUCUGAUUAGUUGUCUAAAGGGAGGGCCUGUGGUCUCGCUCUCGUCUGACCCUCCCUGUGUGUGUGUGUGUGUGUGUGUGUGUGUGUGUGUGUGUGUGUGUGUGUGUGUGUGUGUGUGUGUGUGUGUGUGUGUGUGUGUGUGUGUGUGUGUGUGUGUGUGUGUGUGUGUGUGUUGCUUUGCCUGGGCUGGCUUUGUGCCUGUAUGCACAUUGGAACAUAACAUUCAGUGUCAUCACUGUAUUAAACAUUGUAUUUACGUUUCCAUGAGGCAAAGUGUAUGUGAUCAGGAGGUGGUGUAUUUUAGUGUGUGUGAGCGCGUGUGCGCGUGCUUUCAAAUGAACAAGUUCAGAUUUGACUUGUUAGCAUGCUCUGGUUCCUAGCCCCACACUCCUUGUUUUACUGGCCCAGCUAGCCUAGUUUCCUGGGAGGCUCAGGAGGGUCUGUCCCUCAGUUCAAAUCCUCCUUUGCUUUCAGAUUGUAUAUCGUUUUUAAAGAUAUAUUAAAGAGGAUGUAAUAAGGAAAA
Messenger RNA from Oncorhynchus tshawytscha (Chinook salmon), 2204 nucleotides. RefSeq names its product NEDD8-conjugating enzyme UBE2F. Lineage: Eukaryota; Metazoa; Chordata; Actinopteri; Salmoniformes; Salmonidae. The transcript is spliced from 11 exons. The record is from RefSeq and is a predicted model, not a curated record. Bases 181 to 738 code for a protein of 185 amino acids.